GCAAUCACAAACAAUUUCACGGACCCUGAAGCCGCCUAAACUUGCUCUACAUAACGGGUCAAAGUGUUAUCAACGUUCGAUAUGUGCCACGAAUAUAUGCUAAUAGACCCAUUAGAUUCGCCAGUCGUUUUACAAGUAUCUGCCGAAAUGUAUCCGAAACUUUUGUUUUAUUUUUUCUUAUUGGUUUUUUUGGGCGCCGUACACUGCGAACUGUGCAACAAAACGGCUUUGGCGUCGGUGGAUGUGUGGGUUCACCGUGACCGUUCUAGCAGAGCGUUUUCGCGACGGAAUGUUAAUUUUAACACUUUGGAUUCGUUCAGAGAAGUGGACGUUACGAGGGCUAACGUUACUAGACUUUGCGAAGGGAUGAUCAGGAGGAUGCCCAGAUUGGAGACCCUUUCAUUGAUUGGCGCCAAUUUGCAGAGUAUUGACGUUGAUGCCUUCCUAGACGUGCCCAAACUGAAUAAAAUUUAUUUAUCAGUGAACAAAUUAGAGAAAAUAAGGAAGGGAUCCUUUAACAACCUCGACAGUCUUAAAAUACUGUACCUGUCUAACAACAGGAUCGACUUCAUAGAAGAAGGCACGUUUGAAAAUUUUAAUCAGUUAGAAGCCGUUUAUCUGGACAGGAACUAUUUGAGCAGCUUCGUAAGUAACGUGUUCAGUGGAUGUCCUAAUAUAAGAGUGAUCGACCUGAGUUUUAACCAAAUCCAUCAAAUUACCGACAAUGCCUUCGUCGACCUCAAACCCACACACGGGAGACUUCUGAAUAUCAAUCUCAACAACAACAGGCUAGACCAAUUCAGUGCCUCGUCAUUGCUUUACGUGACAGCUGUGGAUUUACGUCUUAAAAACAACAAGCUCAGGGAUAUUGACUCGAUUUUCUUCAAUGCAAAGCCACACAGCAAAUUGAACUUCUCCAAUAAUAAAAUUAGUUGUAUUGGUGACGCCGUGGCAGAGGAGAUGAGGAAUUCCACCAAAUCGGUGAUCAUUUCGAAUAAUCCAUUGGAGUGUUCUUGCUUCGACAGAAUCGAUGACAUUCUAGGGGACGAGAUAUUGGGUAAAGGCGAACUGAUAUUCGACACCAACUGUGUCGAACGCGUUCACUUCGAUUAAAGUAUGUAAAUUUUGUAAAUUAAUUUAAUGUAAUAAAUAGUUUAAGUUUU
Molecule: messenger RNA, 1163 nt
Organism: Aethina tumida (small hive beetle)
Lineage: Eukaryota; Metazoa; Arthropoda; Insecta; Coleoptera; Nitidulidae
Product: SLIT and NTRK-like protein 6
Exons: 1
Coding region: 82-1113 (343 amino acids)
Molecular function (GO): protein binding
Source: RefSeq, a predicted model, not a curated record